AUGGCUAGAGAUGGAAGCACUGUUCCUGCAGAUCAUCCUGAUCAGUCUCCUUUGAAUAAGAAGAAGGUCUCGAGGAGCUGGAUAUUGUUGGAUUGUAAUGGAGAGGGGACCAUGUUAGAUGUGGAUAAGUAUUCUAUCAUGGAGAGGGUUCAGAUUCAUGCUAGAGAUCUUAGGAUCCUUGAUCCUCUCUUAUCCUAUCCUUCUACCAUUUUAGGUAGAGAAAAGGCUAUAGUUCUCAAUCUUGAGCAUAUCAAAGCUAUAAUCACUACAGAUGAGGUAUUACUUAGGGAUCCACUAGAUGAUAAUAUUAUUCCCAUUGUUGAAGAACUUAGAAGGAGAUUGCCUCCUUCAAAUCUUGUUCAUCAAGGUCAUAAAGGAGAUGGGAAGGAUCAUCUCAGUGGGCAAAAUGAAGAAGCAGGAGAAGAAGAUGAGUCUCCAUUUGAAUUCCGAGCACUGGAAGUAGCAUUAGAAGCCAUUUGUAGUUUUCUUGGUGCACGUACAACAGAAUUGGAGACUUCUGCUUAUCCAGCUUUAGAUGAGCUAACCUCCAAGAUUAGUAGCCGGAACUUGGAUCGGGUUCGUAAAUUGAAGAGUGCAAUGACAAGGUUAAUUGCAAGGGUGCAAAAGGUGAGAGAUGAGCUUGAACAACUUUUGGAUGAUGAUGAUGAUAUGGCCGACCUAUACUUAUCAAGAAAAUUGGAUGAGGAUUCUUCACUUGUCAGUGGCUCUGGUGCACCUGAUUGGUUCCCAAAAUCUCCAACUAUAGGAUCAAAGAUAUCCAAAGCAAGCAGGGCAAGUGCUGCAACCUUCCGUGGAGAUGAGAAUGAUGUCGAGGACCUAGAAAUGUUACUUGAGGCAUACUUUAUGCAGAUUGAUGGGACAUUGAACAAAUUGACUACGAUAAGCUGGAGAAAGAUCGCAAUUCGUGAGGGUUUACUUCUUGAAAACCGGAAGUUCUUCUCUGGCAUGUGA
This is a messenger RNA of Macadamia integrifolia, 972 nucleotides long. Its product is annotated as magnesium transporter MRS2-2-like. NCBI's taxonomy places the organism in Eukaryota, Viridiplantae, Streptophyta, Magnoliopsida, Proteales, Proteaceae. Bases 1 to 972 code for a protein of 323 amino acids. Gene Ontology annotation, biological process: magnesium ion transport. The record is from RefSeq and is a predicted model, not a curated record. Gene Ontology annotation, molecular function: magnesium ion transmembrane transporter activity. The transcript has 7 exons.